GAGCACCCCGGACGUCACUCAGCUCCUGGGGAUUCGCCCUUCCCACCGGAGCAUCGCCAGGCUUCAAGACAACAGAUGAAUUGUGAAAGAGAGCAGCUAAGGGGUAAUCAGGAAGCCGCAGCUGCCCCAGACACAAUGGCUCAGCCUUACGCUUCGGCCCAGUUUGCUCCCCCCCAGAACGGCAUCCCCGCGGAAUACACGGCCCCUCAUCCCCACCCCGCGCCAGAGUACACUGGCCAGACUACCGUCCCUGAGCACACGUUAAACCUGUAUCCUCCCGCCCAGACGCACUCCGAGCAGAGCGCAGCGGACACGAGCGCGCAGACCGUGUCGGGCACCGCCACACAGACAGAUGACGCAGCACCAACGGAUGGCCAGCCCCAGACACAACCUUCCGAAAACUCAGAAAACAAGUCCCAGCCCAAACGGCUGCACGUCUCCAACAUCCCCUUCCGGUUCCGAGACCCGGACCUCCGACAAAUGUUUGGCCAAUUUGGUAAAAUCUUAGAUGUUGAAAUUAUUUUUAAUGAGCGAGGCUCAAAGGGAUUUGGUUUCGUAACUUUCGAAAAUAGUGCCGAUGCGGACAGGGCGAGGGAGAAAUUACACGGCACCGUGGUAGAGGGCCGUAAAAUCGAGGUAAAUAAUGCCACAGCACGUGUAAUGACAAAUAAAAAGACUGUCAACCCUUAUACAAAUGGCUGGAAAUUGAAUCCAGUUGUGGGUGCGGUCUACAGCCCCGAAUUCUAUGCAGGCACGGUGCUGUUGUGCCAGGCAAACCAGGAGGGAUCUUCCAUGUACAGUGCCCCCAGUUCACUUGUAUAUACUUCCGCAAUGCCCGGCUUCCCGUAUCCAGCCGCCACCGCAGCAGCCGCCUACCGAGGGGCUCACCUGCGAGGCCGCGGCCGCACCGUGUACAACACCUUCCGGGCCGCUGCGCCCCCGCCCCCGAUCCCGGCCUACGGCGGUGUUGUUUACCAGGAUGGAUUUUAUGGUGCAGACAUUUAUGGUGGUUAUGCUGCAUACCGCUACGCCCAGCCUACCCCUGCCACUGCCGCUGCCUACAGUGACAGUUACGGACGAGUUUAUGCUGCCGACCCCUACCACCACACACUUGCUCCAGCCCCCACCUACAGCGUUGGUGCCAUGAAUGCUUUUGCACCCCUGACUGAUGCCAAGACUAGGAGCCAUGCUGAUGAUGUGGGUCUCGUUCUUUCUUCAUUGCAGGCUAGUAUAUACCGAGGGGGAUACAACCGCUUUGCUCCAUACUAAAUGACAAAACCAUUAAAACCUUCCAGUGUGGGGAGAAAGGAAGCUUUCCGAGGCCUGGGUAUUGCAAUACAUGCAGUAGUGCAUCAUUUUAGCAGCCCUAAAGAUUAAAAAAAAAAAAAAAAACUGGGAAAAAAUUACAUUUUUUAUCUUAUACCUCAGAUAUUUUGUUCUGUGUAUUUUAAUAUUGUGGGUCUUUAAUUUCUGAAGGUUCCGUAGUUUGGUUGCUGGCUGUAGGAGUUUUUCUGUGGUUGGAAUAGAGAGAUGCUAGCUAUGAAUAAAACCUGGUUUAGGGCCAUAUCCAGAGUGCUAUCUCAUGUAAAUGAAUUAUAUAUGCUGAAUAUCAAGCUACUGGGGUUAUCAGCUGUUUGGGAAGAGUGUAAGUGGCUACAGUAGUCAUUUUUUUUUUCCUGCAUCUGCAUUAUUUUCUUUUAUGAACGGGGAAGGGUGGGAGGAUCUUAGGGGAUCGGGACUGGGGAUCGGGCUAAACGGAAAAAAAAAAAAUAGUUAACC
Molecule: messenger RNA, 1779 nt
Organism: Hyaena hyaena (striped hyena)
Lineage: Eukaryota; Metazoa; Chordata; Mammalia; Carnivora; Hyaenidae
Gene: RBFOX1
Product: RNA binding fox-1 homolog 1
Exons: 14
Coding region: 76-1269 (397 amino acids)
Biological process (GO): regulation of alternative mRNA splicing, via spliceosome; nervous system development
Cellular component (GO): cytoplasm; nucleus
Molecular function (GO): mRNA binding
Source: RefSeq, a predicted model, not a curated record